AUGGCAAUCAACUGUCUCUGGCCUUUUCUGAAAAAUUGCAGCAGAAAAGUCAAUUUGCGUGAAUUUUCCGGCCAAACUGCGGCUAUCGAUGCUUCGUGUUGGAUACAUAGGGCUUUGUAUGUGACCAUAACUGAACGUGGAAAUCGAGAGAGGUGAGAAAUUUUAGUUAUGAUGAUCAUUUUAUUUCGUUUAGGUUUUUUUUGCGAUUAUAAAAGUCUCUAUUCAUUUUCGAAAGUAUAAGCUAUUUUGUUUUCAACUGAAGGUUUGGUAAUACAUUUCAAAGAUAUCUACAGACGGCGAAGAACGCCGGGGUAAGGCCGUUUGUUGUCUUUGAUGGGUUACCUUUGCCAGCCAAGGCAGCCGAAGAUGAAAGAAGGAAAAGGUGAGAAUAUUUCCACGUUGAAAAAUUCACUUGCAUUUCUAUAAACUUUCCCCUUAAGCUUAAAAAAAAAAAUAUUGUGAUCUAAACAGAGAAAGAGAGGACCGUCGAAACAAAGUUGAGGAGGAAAAUUUAACAAGCGAAGAAGCCAACAGACUUCGAGGUCAAGCCGUGUCAGUAACAUUUGAUGAUAUCUACACAUGCAUCAACGCGAGUGCUCGUUUACUGCAACUAUUUUUUAGUAUCGAUUUAGUACCUGGCUUUCGUAUAAUGCUAGAGCUUUUUGUUUAAAGUGAAGCUAUGUAGACUACAAGAAACUGCAUGUGCUUGAUAAAGUUAAACCUUCACCUCCAAAUGAAUCUUAAAGUAUUUUACACAAAUUUAAUACAACAAAAAUAUUGAACUGAAAUGUUGAAAAACCUUAUCACCUUUCUCUCCUAGAUUUGUUUGUCCGAGGGUGUGAAGUAUAUUGUUUCCCCAUACGAGUCGGACGCCCAAAUAGCCUUCUUGCUUGGCAAUGAUUGUGCAGAUUUUGCAAUUACCGAAGAUUCGGACCUCUUGGUAUAUGGCUGCAAAAAGGUUUGCCUUUGCACUUUUUAUUUCUUUCCUUUAGGCCAUUGCACUUAAUAUUCCCCCUUUUCAGGCCUAAGGUUUUCUUUUACCCCUCAAGAAAUAUAGAAAAUUGCUUUUACCCUUAAAGACUUUCAUAAGUUGUUGGCCUUUUCAGAAAAAUUUCUUUCCUCUUUUUUUUUUUUACCAGAUUUCAUGAAUUCUUUCUUCACUUUUUUUUCCUUUCAAAACUAGCCCGAAAGAAUUCCAAAUUUUGAUUAAUUGCCUCAAAGAAUUCCCCAAAUUUAAUAGCUUCAAUCGGUUUUGGUGAUGUAAAAGUUAAAUGAAAUAGCCAGUGGCUGGGAAUCUGCCAUACUGUCAGCUCACCAAACAGCUUUGAGCAAUUCAGUUAUAAAAGAAAAUGGUGCAAUCCUAAGCCAGCUGAAUAGUACUGUAUAGACCAUCCUAGACAGCAAGUUGCUCUACUUUCAACCAGACAAUUCAAUAAAUAUUUGUUAGGUGAUGGUCAAAACUUCCAUGAGUGGAGUUGGCGAAUGCUUUGUUUUGUCCCAUGUGCUGGAGAGCUUGAAGCUAAGCAUGAAUGAGUUCAGGAAAGUAUGCAUUGCUGCUGGCUGUGACUACCUAAAGAAUGGCAGAGGCAUCGGUAUACAAAGGGCAUUCAAAAUGGUUGCUGCAGGGAAACUUAUGGAGUUGCUAGGUAAAGGGGGUGCUCCCGAAGAUUACUGGGAAAGUUUUUUAAAAGCAGAGGCAGUAUUUCAACCUCAAACAGUAUUUAAUUUGGGAACCUGCUCUACAGUACCUCUUGAGAAGUGGGAGACAAACCCACCUGUAGAAAUCCAGUAUCUCUGUGGAGAGUAUCCUUUAGACACUAACACCCAUAUCAAAAAAUAG
Molecule: messenger RNA, 1840 nt
Organism: Porites evermanni
Lineage: Eukaryota; Metazoa; Cnidaria; Anthozoa; Scleractinia; Poritidae
Source: the annotation of a GenBank genome assembly